AUGGCCCAUUCUUCAUCGCGGACAGCGGCGGCAGGCGGUGUGCACGUUGCGCCCUAUCUAACGCACGUCGUCGCGCACCACGGCCAGCUCACUCUCGUCCCGCCCGACAAUGCCGGCAGGAUGCGCAAGAGCAAGGAAAGGACAAAGCGGCCGAAGGCGGGUAGGCAGCGCACGGACGAGUCUGAUGUCUCCGUCGUGCUAACGGGUGCGUCCGAGAGGCUUUCGCAAGAUGUGCGGGCGCGUAUUCAAGACGCCGGAGAAGUAGAACCUGGGCCAAUUCCGAGGCCGUCAGACAGGACGGCAGAGGAGAGAAGGCAGAUCCGCCAGUUAUACGAUAGUGUCAAUAUUCCGGAUUGCCCUCCCCCUACGUUCCAAGAAGCUAUCAGUACGCCGACCUUCCCCCACUUCACUGUGUUCCACAACGGAUCGGCGGCAGCCUUUGCUUCUCCGUAUCUCAACAUGCCCUCGACGCUCUCACUUCCUUUGACAAUCUGUCCAUGCGCACACCCGCCUCCCACUCGUGCUGCAUCCCCGCCACCUUCGCCCCCCUGUAACGGGGAAGAACCGGCCGAAGAUGAUUCUGAGUCUGACUCGGAUGUAUCCAAUAUCGAGGCAAUUGACCGUUUGAGUGCCUCGCAGACGCGGUGGGAGGACGACCGGCGCAUGGGCUUGCCCCUGCACCAAAGAGUGGAGAGACAGCAAGAAAGGUAUCUGGCUGGAGGCGAAGCCCCCGGAUCACCCGUGGCCACCCGAUCUCCCCCACUAAGCCCUUUGCGCUCCCCGCUAUCUCCAACAAGCGAACGGCUCUGUGAGCAUUGUGGUGCUGGUACCGGCGAAUCCUCUAGAUCAAAUCAAGGGUCUCGCGCGGACUUGAGAGCAUCCCAGGACCGCGCAGCCUCCCCCACCGAUGCGGCAAGUGAAGCCAAGCGCCUUGCGAGCUCUUCGAUGUCGAACCUGCUGUCGCGCCGUCUGCUCAACAAGGCUAAGAAAGGACCGUCGCCUCUAAAGGUGUCUGGUGGCCCCAACGACUUGUCCUCGCCUCUUUCAUCUCCUUCCUCGUUUUCGCUCUCUUUGUUCAUUCCUAACCGCCCUUCCUCUCCGCGUCCGCAGAGUCCUACUUAUACAGUCAAAUCCCUCCCGCCGGGGCGCAAGCGAAGAGGCAGCAUCCCGUCUCUGCGGCUCUUCUCCUCGAUGAAGGGCAAGCAGCGCGAAUCCGUCGAUCGGCGCGGCAGCUCUGGAAGCUCUAGUGCUGAGCCCGUCGAGUCCUGGGAGAUCGUCGACGAGGAAGAGGCAGCGUCUGCCGCGUCCCAUGCAGGCUCCUCGCCCUCGCUCGAAAUCGACCUGUGCGCCGAGUUCCCCCUCCCACCUGACACGCUCCCGACGCGCCCCCAAUCCCCGGCAAGUCCCACAUCCGCGUCUGCUACGCAGGCGCACGCGCGCUCGCACUCGGAGCCGGGGCUGGCGAAGAUCAAGCGCGCGCUUGCCUCGGCGUCGACGCUGAACUUGACUUUGGGCACGGGUACGAAGCAGGAUGUGACGUCGCGCCCAUUCAGGGGCCAGCCGACAGUGACUGACGUACCAAGGUCGUCUAGUAUCCGUAAGUUGGGGACCAUGCGCGACCGACCAGUCCCGCCGCUUUCUGAUGCCAAAGAGGCACCCAAGCGUCGUCCACCUCCGCCGCCGCCCCCACAUAGGCAUGCUAUGACUCCGCCCGCCUCUCCAAAGUCACUGCGUCCCCAGGCUUCUAACGCUAUGCGCCUCGAUUCCCCUGUUCCUGCCGCUCAGCAAAGCGGGCCUUCUCAACGAAGACCGGCGAGUCCUCCUGCGUCGCCUGUAUCUCCCCAACAGUCUCCCUCCCUUCGCUCUGAGUCUCCCGCUAUGAGUACCUCUACCAAACGAGGCAAGCCACCGCCCCCGCCUCCCCCGCGUCGUGCGGCACAUAAGCAGCCAAUGCCGAACCCAGCCGAUAUCGAAGUCGCGAGCCCGACAUCCAGUCCGUCAGACUCUUACAGACCAUGGGUCUGCAGGUCGGUCAAUACUGAAACCGGCGCGAUGGAGGGCGCUUCGAGCCGCUCCGAAACUUACAUCCCAACGUUGCCGAGCUCGCUGAAUUUUGCGAGUGGCGCCGGCGACAUUCAGACCGCGGCUGUGACAGAUGCUUCCGCGCCAUUCAGCCUGACACUCACUCGCAGCGCGGACCCGCGCGAGCCCGACGAUCGUGAAACGUUUCCCCCUACCCCUGUUGCGCCUACCGGUGUCUCAAUGCAGACCGGGUCCCGAUAUAUCGAGGAUUUGCGUCCGCCCUCGCCCGCCUCGCCUGUUAUGCUGCAUUAUUCUCAGUUCCCUCCUCUAGUCUCCACGAUGGCUGGUCCAGAGCAGAGACGCUCCCCGCCUAGCGGCUUGGGCCACUAUUCUGCUGCGUCUUCGUCUGCUGCGCCUCAAGCUUUCAGUGUCCCUUCUUCUCCGGUUUCCCAACGUUCUGGUCGUCAUCAUUAUCCUGGCAGGCCGCUCCCUGUUCCUCCCUCGGUGCAGUCGCCUAUAACUGGCGCUUUCCCUAUCUCUGUCAAGGAUGUCGGUCCCUGGCGCGAGGAGAAAGUUGCGCCAGGACCGUCUUCUCAGAAUGCCAGUCCUAGUCCUGGACCUCGCAGUUCUGACGUGUUCUCUGCCCCUCCUCCGAGCUACCGGCCGAACAUCAAUCGCUCUACGUCGACACUCGACCAGGCGUCUUCGUCUUCAUCGAGUGUUCGUGAAGAACCCGCCCCCGCGCCGAAUGUGACAGCCAACCGUGGACUUGCUCCCCCUGCUGGUAGCAGGCCUGCGGCUGAAUAUGUACCUUACACCGACCUGGACGUACUCCUCGAUCGGCUGGAGAUCAGAGACGGCGGCGAUGGGGGGAGCUACGAGGUCCGUACUGCGUCUUCCGAGAGCCGUAGCGUGCGGGGUCCAACCAAUUCUUCCACUCAGGACCUCCUUCUCCUGUCCGACCUCGUGGGCCCGGCGCGCUCUGGUUCGUCGAACGCGAGCGCAGAGAAGGAGAACACGCCCCUUCUGGGGCGCAUCGACCUGGAGCGCCGGCGGGUGACGAAGGACGGGCGGGUGAAGCUGAAGCUCACGCUGGCGGGGGUGCCGGUGGAUAAGUGCGGGAUCUGCCUGUCGCAGUUCAAGGAGGCGCAGUGGGCGGCGCUCGGGGCGGAGUGCCAGCAUGCGUUCCACGAGAAGUGUUUGAGGCCGUGGCUGGCGAGGAAGCAGACGUGCCCGAUGUGCCGCAGCUCGCUCUCGCUAGGUAGCUCCUAGGAGUGGUUUCUGAAGGCGUAGGUCUGGGACCUGCGCUUGCGCUGUGUUUUACAUCUGGACUUUACAACUGGGGGUCAUUUGCGUCGCGUCAUCUGUCUGUAGCAUCUAUCGUCACAUUCACGAGUUCUCCUUGCAAUUGUAAGCAUACCCUCC
Gloeophyllum trabeum ATCC 11539 is the source of this 3447-nucleotide messenger RNA. RefSeq lists its product as uncharacterized. Bases 1 to 3294 code for a protein of 1097 amino acids. Lineage: Eukaryota; Fungi; Basidiomycota; Agaricomycetes; Gloeophyllales; Gloeophyllaceae. The transcript has 3 exons. The record is from RefSeq and is a predicted model, not a curated record.